Messenger RNA from Aspergillus steynii IBT 23096, 849 nucleotides. RefSeq names its product RTA1 domain-containing protein. The transcript has 2 exons. NCBI's taxonomy places the organism in Eukaryota, Fungi, Ascomycota, Eurotiomycetes, Eurotiales, Aspergillaceae. Gene Ontology annotation, cellular component: membrane. The record is from RefSeq and is a predicted model, not a curated record. The coding region runs from base 1 to 849 and encodes 282 amino acids.
AUGCCGCAGCUCGAGACACACAAUGUCACUUACAUCUGGCCAUACCUCCCAUCGUUCGUGGCGGGUGUCAUAUUCGCCAGUCUGUUUGCAAUCGGCACGAUCGUCCACUGCUGGCGAAUGACUGGGACGAAUGGGAAGUUCUGCUUCUGGUUCAUCCUGGGAUAUCUUUACCGGCGCUUCGCUAUCCGGACAAUCGCUCACCACCACAGCGGGCGGAUCUGGCCGUAUAUCGUGCAGACACUGCUAAUCCUCCUAGCCCCAGCCUUACUCGCAGCCUCGAUCUACGCCUCCCUGAAACGAGUCAUCGUGAACCUCAAAGCACGGGAAUUAUUCAUGCUGCCUCCCCGCUGCACUACGGGGUUCUUCGUCUCCGGAGACGUUGCGUCUUUCUUCAUCCAGGCUGUCGUCGGCUCCAUGCUCUCCUCCACCACGGCCAGCGCGUCCACCAAACGCACCGGCAAAACGGUCAUGAUCAUCGAGCUUCUAGUCCAGGUCGUCUUCCUAUCUGGAUCCAUCACCGCCACCGCUGUGUUCCAUCGACGCUGGAGUUCCUCGUAUUCGUCCCGAGACCUCAGUGAGAGUCUCCGCCACUGGAUCAAAGUCCUAUACUGUCUGUACGCCGUUGGAUUGCUUAUUCUGGUCCGCUCGGUCUUCCGUGUUGUGGAGUAUGUCGAGGGGGCGGUUGGAUAUCUCCUGACUCAUGAAUGGCCGCUUUAUGUUCUUGAUGCGGCUCCUAUGGUCCUGGUCAUGGUUGUCUUUGCUAUCUGGUAUCCUGUUGCCAGGCGGCGGCGCGAUUUUACUUCGAUACACAGUACGCAGAGCCUGCAAUGUAUCAGCUCGGCCGUUUGA